AUGCCUGCUCCUCCUCGCUUGCUCCCCGCAGCCACAACGACGGGGCACUGUGCAGCCAUAACAGAGGCCUCUCAAGAGCUACAACCGAGUAUCCUUGUGCCAUGGGCUUGCCGGUACUUCAAACGGAACCCGCUGCGCUGUCAAUCGGCAAUUUCACCUCCUAUAGUUUCAAGGGAAAGCAGAACAGCCCUAAGCGGAUCAUGGGCGCAGAAGAGGGGUUAUUGGGGUUCUGCGAGGUCUCGCUGGGCACUUUUUAGCGUACAAGCGCCCAAUCUCGAGCCUGUCUUUUCUCUGCCCCAAUGCGGAGCUGUCAGGGGGCUGGGAUCAUCCGCAUCACUUUGGCAAGAUGCAGCCACAGCUAUGGCAGCAGCGGCUACUGCACGAAGAAACGAGCCUCGACAGAAGCACAAGCGGGAAACGCAGCAGGAUGAGGAGUCUGUGGGUACAUUGCCAAUGUCUUCCACAGGCCCAGCAGCAGCGGCACAGGCCAAGACCUUGUCACAGCCUAAAGCACUUGACGGCGUCUAUUUUUCUUCCUUUUACUUGGCCUUUCUUGCUGCUGUUCACGCGACUUCCCCUGUUGCAUCAGCAUCCACUGCCGCUGCAGCAGAGGCAGCCCGAGGCUGCCCCCGCCUGAGAGGGGCUAUCCAGAAGCGCGAAGCAGCCACGGAGCGACUUUUGAUGCUGACACCUCAUCACCUGCCUUCUGUAGCGCACGUUGGCGCCACUGCUGCGCGCAUGCAGAAGCGUCUGGCAGCAAGCCCGUUAAAACGCCCCGGUGCUCCCCCCGAUGGUGCCUUGUGGCAGCGGGAGCUCGCCGCAGUAAUUGGCACCACCUCUGAAGCCGCUGCUGCUUUUGCUGACCGAGCGUUCUGGGGGGCCUUCUGCCAAGCUGCAGCAGUGGCUGCUGACGCGUUUUCACCCUCGGAAGCCUCCCGCAUUGCGAUGGCAGCAGCAGCUUCUGUUGCUGCAGGUGCCCCGGGGUGGGCUCGGCUGUAUGAGCCACACCAGAAAUUGAUUUUGGCAUUGCAGGAGCACAUACGACGUCAAGCAAAGAGCUACUCACUUUUCCAGCUGCUCGCUGCUGUAGAGGCGCUGCAGAGACUUCAGGCGUUGCCAUCGGCCACGCGACCAGCGGCAACAGCAGCAGCUUCAACAGCAUCAGCAGAAGCAAGCGCGGCAGCAGCUGCGUUUACCGCUGCUGAAAUUAUUGAGCGUCCGAAAAGGGCAGCCGCAGCUGCUGCCGCAGCCACUUUGUGUGAGAACACAUCUCUGAUGCUGCAUGCAGCGGAGGCGGCCCUACAUGCAGAGUUGACCAAGGCAGCCUCAACAGCAGAACGUGCGGCGGAAGCUUCUAAAGCUGCCGGUUCGCUUGAGGCAACCAGCUCAAGAGCGGCAGCCCCUCUAGCGACAGCAGCCCCACUAGAGAAGCAGAGGCCACAGAGUACUGCUGCUUUCUGUUCCUCUUUGCUACGCUCUCUGCGCAUUUAUGCCGGUUCUGGAAGUUCCUGUCCAAUGUUGUUGCAGUUCACAAUCAACAUCCUGCGCUCCAGAUCCCAUUGGUUUUCUAUCGAACAGCUGGUGGAUUUGGCGGAGAUGCUGUUGGAUUUCCGGGUGCAACAGCAAGCUAGUCUCGAGUUCCUGCAUCCCUUCAAUGCGCAGGCAGCUAGCGCAAACAAGCUGUCUUUGAAGGAACUGCUGCGACUGCUUCGCGCCUACGGCGGCCUAGGAGUGACCAGCCCCUCUCUAGUUUCAGCAGCGCUCAGUCACUUUGGAUGCUCUGCGAAGGACUGGAGCGACCCAGCGGAUCACCCUCUACCAUGCCGUGUGGCACCAGAGGCAGCCGAAGCGGUAGCCUUGCGCGCCGUUGCUGCUUCAGCGCUCUCGCGUUGCACCGCCACUGAGCAGCAAGAACACGAGCUCCUGUUGCGUUGUAGCAAGGCCUAUGCAUCCUGUAUGGCGGACGCAGAAGUAGCAGCAGCGCUGGCGGGCACAGCCCCCGAGGCUGUCGACCCUAAGGAUCAGAGCGCUCUGGUGCUGUUGCAGUGUCUGCUGCAGCAGCAGGCUCUCGAUAGGCGGGGAUUGCUCCUGCUGCUACCAACGCUGCGGCUCGAGCUGCAGCUCCAGUGUUCGCUCCAGCAAAAGGGCCCGUAUCUCCAGAAAUGUGGCCUUGUCUUGUCAUCUUUUGCAAGCUGUGGGGUGCAGUUGCUACAUCUCUGGGGGGAACUGCUUUCACCUUUGUUCCUUCCGCCUGCUGCAACACCGUCUGCUCAAGUAACAGCAGCAUCGGCUACCCAGUGGGGAUCGUGGCUGCUGUCACGCCCGCUGUUGCAGCACGUGAAAACCACAGUUUCUGCCGGCAUAUUUUGUGGCAUCACUGCUGCUGGAUCCGGCGAGGAGGCAAAAGAGCUUCUGCAGGUCGCGGCUGCUGCGGCAGAACAUUCUGCAGCAGCAAUCACAGGAUUCUUAUGUUUGCUCCAGCGUAGCAGCAGCAGCGACGGCCUGGGGCAGCUGACUGAAGAGGCGCUGGAGGAACUCGCUGCAGACAUAUGCAAGCUUCUCGACGCCAGCGGAGUGGCAGCAGUACUUCUCCACCUGCUGCAUCAACAGCAGCAAGAGCGGCAGCACGCAGACGUAUCGUGUACAGCAGUAGGAGCAGCGGCAGCAGUGAGGUCCGCCCCGAUAGCAGCAUCAGCAGCUACAGUGAAAAUCCAAGGCCUUCAAGAGCUGCUAGCUGCUGAAAUACCAGAGAUGGUUUCAGAAGGACCUCGGCAGCAGCAGAAGACGCAGUUACAGCGGCUUUUGGAGCAGCAGCUACAGCCACUGUUGCAGCAGCAUCAAGGCUUGUUAUUUGAGCUUCUUGUUGAGUUGGGAUGCCGUGGAGCCCCCAGGAACCCUGAGGAACUGCCUUCUGAGCUUCUGGUGGCAGUGGAAGCAGCAGAAGGGGAAAGCUUAGACUUACGGAGUACCUGGGGGCACACAGCUCUCCUCUUCUUCUUACAGUCAGCACUGCGGGGAGCAAUGCCACUUCUUGGCAACAGCAGCAGCAGGGAGAUGCAAGGCGCUGAAGGGACUGGUCACCUACCAACCUCUUUAAGAAAAUGCAGCAGAAGCCUAACCUCCGCUAAGGGCCCUACUGUUGGUUCUUUGUUGCUGCUGGCCACGUUGCUGGAAAGGCCUAGAGAAGACGUUCCUUUGGUGCAUCACUUGUUGCAGCUGAUUGUUCUGCUCCCAGCAGCUGAAGGCUGGUCAGGGCUAAGCACAGCAGUGAAUCGCUUUGUACUGCAUCUUAGAAGCUUCCUGCUGGCCGUGCGUCUGCAGAAACGCAAUCAGCGAUGUUCCCAGGACGCCUUUUCUUAG
Molecule: messenger RNA, 3360 nt
Organism: Cyclospora cayetanensis
Lineage: Eukaryota; Apicomplexa; Conoidasida; Eucoccidiorida; Eimeriidae
Exons: 8
Coding region: 1-3360 (1119 amino acids)
Source: RefSeq, a predicted model, not a curated record